Fusarium sp. VM40 is the source of this 1467-nucleotide messenger RNA. NCBI's taxonomy places the organism in Eukaryota, Fungi, Ascomycota, Sordariomycetes, Hypocreales, Nectriaceae. The record is from the annotation of a GenBank genome assembly.
AUGUAUAACACUAUGCAUAACAAUGAGUUUGGCAUGUUUAAGGCGUGGAACCUCGAGUCCAAGACCAGUUGCGAGUCUUACAAUAUCGCCCUUUCCAUGUACCAGGCACAAACCAAGAGCCACGACGAGUGGUACAAGGGGCUCAAGGCAGUUAUCAAGUCCGCAGUCAAAAAUGAGCACGACGCUACUCUAAGCUGGUGGCAUGAAUAUUGGGCCCGGUCCUACAUCAUUAUCAACGAGGACAAGGGAGAGAAGGAUGCAGGCUUCCAGGUCGGUAAGAACUACCAGAUCUGGCGUUACCUCAUGGGAUGCAAUGCAAAGGGAGAAUGGCCGACUAAGUUCAACGGCGGCCUCUGGACAUUUGAUCCUAUCUACGUCAAUAUCUGGCGUCCCUACACACCCGAUUAUCGACGUUGGGGCGGCGGCACCUUUACAGCUCAAAACCAGCGUCUCCUUUACUGGCCUCUCCUGCGCUCUGGCGACUUUGACAUUAUGGCACAACAGUUUGACUUUUACGAGCGCAUCACUCCCAAUGCGGUGCUUCGCGGAAAGGUCUACCAAGACAUUGAUGCUGCGUUCUUUCUGGAGAAAAUCGACAAUACUGGCUUAUCAAAUGUGUUUGGGUAUAAUGCUCAGUGGUACAACGACAAUGCCAAUACCCCGCGGCCCGACUUCUUCCCGGAUGGUGAACUGUGGGAUGUCUGGCUCAAUCAUAUGCAAGACACUGCGAAAAAUAAGUCCCUAGUGAUUUAUCCUGGUUCUGGUGCAGAGACCUACAAGGAGUCUUACAACGCAGUCUCUACUCUCGCUGGCCUACGUCAGGUAAUCAAGGAUCUCCUCAUCAUUGACGAGUUCACGCUCCAGAACAAGACCUAUUACACCAAGUACCUUGCCAAAAUCCCAGCAAACACACUUCGUCAACAACAAGGGCACACCUGCAUUGCUCCCGCCGAAGCAUACACGCGUGUUCAGAACAGUGAGGUUCCCCAGCUAUAUACCGUGUUCCCUUGGCCGGAGUACGGUCUUGGUCUUCCUAACCUGACUCAUGCCACUAACACUUAUCUCUACGACACUGAGACCUUUGAGUACCACGGCAACACUGGCUGGAAGCAAGAUGCCAUAUGGCUUGCACGCAUGGGCCUCACUGCCAACGCCACUGCUAUGACAGAGGAGCGUUAUGCUCCCAGCAAGGUGUGCAAGUUCCCGACUUUCAAAGGCCCGCACUUUGACUGGACUCCGGAUCUCAAUCACUACGGUUCGGCAGCUAUCGGUCUUCAGGAACAGCUCAUUCAAACCUUUGUUGGGAACGAUAUUCGGCUGCUUGCUGCUUGGCCCAAGACAUGGGACGCACGCUUCAAGGUCUGGGCGCCGCAUAAUACGACAGUCGAGGGGACUGUCAAGGCUGGCAAGAUGAACAAGCUCACUGUUCUGCCCAAGUCCCGGAAGAAUGAUGUUAUUAUUGAGUGA